Aspergillus heteromorphus CBS 117.55 is the source of this 931-nucleotide messenger RNA. Its product is annotated as dienelactone hydrolase family protein. The record is from RefSeq and is a predicted model, not a curated record. Lineage: Eukaryota; Fungi; Ascomycota; Eurotiomycetes; Eurotiales; Aspergillaceae. Gene Ontology annotation, molecular function: hydrolase activity. Bases 91 to 921 code for a protein of 276 amino acids. The transcript has 3 exons.
UUUUAUUAUCAACUACCACUCUAGUGGUCUGUUCCGCAAAUUCCGUCGGUCGUCUAUCCCACCACCUCCUACCUACGAGAGAAAAGAAACAUGUCUUGUCCCGACUGCUUCAGCGGCAACGUCCACGCCGGCUCACCCCGGGGCGAGGUGAUCAAGCUGCACGGACUGGACGCCUACGUCACGGAGCCGGAGGGCGAAGCCAAGGGGAUUAUCGUCAUCAUCCCGGAUGCGUUCGGGUGGGAGUUCGUCAAUAAUCGUAUCCUGGCGGAUCAUUAUGCCGCGAAGGGGGGAUAUCGGGUUUACUUGCCGGAUUUUAUGAAGGGAAAUGCUGCACCCGUCUGGUCGAUUGCAACCCUCGGGGCGGUGAUGAAGACGGGGUCGCUGAUGGAUUGGGUGGUUAAGCCCUAUCAUGUUCUCCGCGCCGUGUACGCGAUGGUCCCGUUUAUGUACCGCAAUCGGCCCGUCAAGUCGUGGCCGAUUGUGAAGGGCUUCUUCGCCGCGCUCCGCAAGAACGAAGGCGCUGCGCUUCCGGUCGGCGCGGCGGGGUUCUGCUGGGGUGGGAAGCAUACUGUCUUUCUGGCGCAGGGGGUCGAGGUGGAUGGGAAACCCUUGAUCAAUGCCGGCUUCACGGGCCAUCCCAGCAUGUUGGAGAUCCCCGGGGAUAUCGAGAAGAUCACGAUCCCCGUCAGCUUUGCGAUGGGAGAGCUGGACAGCGCGGUGAAGUUGCCGCAGAUCAAGCAGAUUGAGAGCGUGUUGGCGCAGAAGGAGGGUGCGGGGGAGGUGAAGAUAUAUUAUGGGGCUGGGCAUGGAUUCUGCGUGCGGGCCGAUGUCAUGGUGAAGGAUGUGGAAAGACAGGCACUGGAGGCGGAGGACCAGGCGAUCGAGUGGUUCAAGCGUCACUUUGCCGAGGUGUCGUCUUGAGAGUUGAGAU